AUGCGCUGGUGGCUGGGCGUAGCACUCCUGCGUCGCCCCCGCCCCCCUCUCCAACUGGUGAUCCUCCUGGCGCCGCACGCGGGCGCGGACGCGGCAAGAAGCGCGGCCGUGGCAAAGGGGGGGGGGGGCGCUCCCCAGCCGGCUCCUGCCCCGCCCCAGGCUCCUGGCUACCCCGCUCCUGCUCCCGGAUCCAGCUCCUGGACGGGCCUUGUCCAGGCCUGGCCCGUCGCCUGGCGUGCUCCGGGCGCCGGCGUGCUCGGGCCGCGCCCCGGCACACCCCAUCAGCAAGCCAUGCUGGCUACUGCUCCCUCCGCGCCACCACCACCGUACGGCUACGACGGCUACUACAACAAGUACGCGCCUCCGGGUGCUGCUCCGGCUAGUCCUGCCCCGACGCCCGGUCACGCGCCUCCAUGGGACAUGACCUCCCUUCAAGCCGCGCUCCACAGCGCCACUGCCGGUCCGUCCUCGUCAGGGAGCACGUCUGACUGGUACCUCGACACAGGGGCCACAGCGCACAUGGCCUCCUCUCCGGGACCGCCGCACCCGGACAGUGAUUCUGCGCAGUGA
This is a messenger RNA of Aegilops tauschii subsp. strangulata, 570 nucleotides long. NCBI's taxonomy places the organism in Eukaryota, Viridiplantae, Streptophyta, Magnoliopsida, Poales, Poaceae. The record is from RefSeq and is a predicted model, not a curated record.